GCUGUGUGCGACGAAGGGAAAAAGUGCUGUUUUGAUUUCAUGAGACGACCUAAAAAUUUCAGUGGGGUUUUUUAUUGCAAUCUUCACGUGAUAUGGACUAUCCUGGGGGUUCUGGAGGAGCAGGAUGGAGCGUGGACCGCCACAAAAAGCUGAAGAAGCAUAAGCACAAGGAUCACAAGAAACACAAACGCAGAUCUUCGAGCUCGAGCAGUUGCAGUUCCUCCAGUGACUCAUCAUCUGGCAGAAAAAUGUCCAAGGAAAUGAAGAAGGCACGCAAGGAGCAGAAGAAACUGCAGAAAAAGCUGAAGAAGGAGGCGAAAAAGGGUCACACCAACUACGACAUCCCCAUAAAUUUGAUGACCAACACGGCACGGGUGCCCGAGACGAGAGAGCAGUGGGAGGCGCGUCAGAGUGUCAUCCGAAGGGUCACAGAUCCGGUCACGGGACGUGAGAGACUUAUCCGGGGUGACGGAGAGGUGCUGGAGGAGAUUGUCAGCCGCGACAGACACCGGGAGAUCAACAGACAGGCAACUGCAGCCGAUGGUCAGCACUUCCAGGCCAACACCAUCGGAUGGAAGCUGAACUAGAGUCCUCCAACAUAAUCUAUAUUCUAUAAACUAUGAACAGAAUGGUAUUCAAUUGUGUGGUAAAGGGAAAUGCUGAAUAGAGAAUCUGCGAAUUUAA
This is a messenger RNA of Phlebotomus argentipes, 684 nucleotides long. Its product is annotated as ADP-ribosylation factor-like protein 6-interacting protein 4. The coding region runs from base 93 to 587 and encodes 164 amino acids. The record is from RefSeq and is a predicted model, not a curated record. NCBI's taxonomy places the organism in Eukaryota, Metazoa, Arthropoda, Insecta, Diptera, Psychodidae. The transcript has a single exon.